Gigantopelta aegis is the source of this 1655-nucleotide messenger RNA. Its product is annotated as ribosome biogenesis protein NSA2 homolog. Gene Ontology annotation, biological process: maturation of LSU-rRNA; maturation of 5.8S rRNA. The record is from RefSeq and is a predicted model, not a curated record. Gene Ontology annotation, cellular component: preribosome, large subunit precursor; nucleolus. Lineage: Eukaryota; Metazoa; Mollusca; Gastropoda; Neomphalida; Peltospiridae. The transcript is spliced from 10 exons. The coding region runs from base 132 to 914 and encodes 260 amino acids.
CUUAACUUCCUUUACUUCCGCCAUGUGGCGAAAUGUCUUGUUCUUGAUCUCGUAACAGCGCUGAUAAACAUUCUCAUUAAUAAUUGACUAAAGGAACAUAGUAGUCAUCCUCACAACUUGACCGGUACAGCAUGCCUCAAAAUGAACAUAUUGAGUUGCACAGGAAGCGCCAUGGUCGUCGACUUGACUACCAUGAAAGAAAGAGGAAGAAGGAAGGCCGCAGGGCUCAUGAGAUGGCAGACAAAGCGAAAAAGCUACGUGGAAUAAAGGCAAAAUUGUACAACAAGAAACGUCACUCAGAGAAAAUACAGAUGAAGAAAACUAUAAAGAUGCAUGAAGAGAGAAAGACGCGCCAGAAGACAACCGACGAUGUCCCCGAGGGAGCUGUCCCCGCAUACCUUCUCGACAGAGAGGGACAGAGUCGAGCCAAGGUCCUCUCCAACAUGAUCAAACAAAAGAGAAAGGAGAAGGCUGGAAAAUGGGAUGUUCCCUUGCCGAAAGUGAGAGGAAUGAGUGAAGCAGAAGUAUUUAAAGUGGUGAAAACUGGAAAAACUAAAAGAAAAGCAUGGAAGAGAAUGGUAACAAAAGUAACAUAUGUUGGGGAAGGUUUCACAAGAAAGCCACCGAAAUUUGAACGAUUUAUAAGACCAAUGGCAUUGAGAUUUAAGAAGGCACAUGUAACACACCCAGAGCUGAAAGCGACAUUUCACCUGCCUAUUAUUGGUGUCAAGAAGAACCCCAGCUCACCCAUGUACACAUCUCUUGGUGUAAUUACUAAAGGAACUGUUAUUGAGGUUAACAUUAGUGAAUUGGGUUUAGUUACUCAGGGAGGAAAAGUUAUAUGGGGAAAGUAUGCACAAGUGACAAACAAUCCAGAAAACGAUGGAUGCAUAAAUGCUGUACUUCUGGUAUAGGAAUAACUUGACAAUUCUUAAUGUAUUGACUUAAGAACUAAAGAGAAAAGGGGCAUAUCCUGAUAUGAUUUGAUGGGGGACUACUUUAACCAAGAAGUAUCUUCAUGGUAUUUAAUUAAACACACUCAUUUUUACGAACCCACAGUUCCAUAUGAUCUGACGACAGUUCUGGUGGGUAUUAAAUGGCUGCAGUGUUUGAAAAGAUAAUUGCCUUCUUUCUACUAUGAUGUGAUACCCUGGAUACUUGGAUGUAAAAUAAUAAAUGUCCAGCCUUCAAAAUUUAGAUCAUCUUGAAAUGGCAAUUUUGUGCAGAUAGUAACUAAUAAUGCUGUUGCAGAUCAGUUUUGUAACAGCACUGCCGAUUGCCGUCGUGAAUUUUGAAGGCUGAAUGUCCCAUGUGCAUCUUGGACCUGCUGUGGAAUGGUGGUAUGCUGAAGCCUCACCAUUUUCCAUGCGUUUGUGGCACUUUCUUAGAAUAACUUGAGUUUGUAUACAGAUGAGACUGGAUUUGGGUGAAAUGUAGUUCAUUUCAAACAGCUAACUUAAUUUAUUCAUCAAGUAUUUGAGAAUUAUGAUGAUGACUGGUUUGUUUUCAUGACGAUUGUUAAUGAAAGACUUAAUAAGCUGUUGCGAAAUAAAGACAUUUUAUAUAACAUGACUUGUGUGUCUGCAUGGUGGUUGUCAAUGAAAGGCAUAAUGGUAAUAAAAAAUGUGAAAUACAGAUAUUUCAUAUGACAUGCU